UUCUUUGACUAAAGCUUUUCCCCAACCUUCUUCCCCCAAGCAACGACCCAUACAUACAGGCAAUACAUACAAUCGGGUCCCAAAAAUAGAACUUUGCACUCGGAUUUUCCAUUAAUCAGCUGCAGUGAUUUGAUACUGCCGGUGCUCUGCUCUCUCCUCCCUCCAGUUUCGAGCUCAGUGUCAUCCAUUGGUGCUCAGGAGAGCAGACCCAGCUCCAGUUCUUGGAUCUCGGUCCCCUCGGAUUCGCCCAUCUGCUCCUUCUCUCAAGAAUCCAUCUGGGUGCCUUUUGCUCUUCUGGGUUGCUGUCGAUUCGGUCAACGGGCGGAAUGGUCCAAGAUUCUUCUUGAUGGGUCAUCAGUUUGGGGGGUGCUGAGGUUGAAUAGGGUUCCUCCGCUCUGGGUUGUGGGCGUCGAAGCUAAUGCUCAGGCCGGCGAGAUUGUGAAGUUUGGAGCUGUGAUGGAUAUAAUUGAGAGGGUGAUCUCUGCUUUUCUCUGGUUAAUUUUAGUAUCUCGUGUACUACCGAAAGUUGCUGGGAAUGCUGAAGGUGAUGCUCUGAAUGCGCUGAAGAACAAUUUAGCUGACCCAAAUAAUGUUCUGCAAAGUUGGGAUCCUACCCUUGUCAAUCCUUGCACUUGGUUCCAUGUAACAUGCAAUAGCGAUAACAGCGUGACUCGAGUUGAUCUUGGAAAUGCGAAUCUAUCUGGUCAGUUGGUUAUACAGCUUGGCCAGCUUACGAAUCUGCAGUACUUGGAACUUUAUAGUAAUAACAUAACUGGGAGGAUCCCAGAAGAGCUUGGGAAUUUGACAAACUUGGUCAGUUUGGAUCUUUACUUGAACAAUCUGACUGGCCCUAUUCCUGUCACGUUGGGAAAACUCCAAAAGCUCCGUUUCUUGCGUCUCAACAACAACAGCCUCACAGAAACAAUUCCCAUAUCUUUGACGACUGUGACUACAUUGCAAGUCCUUGAUCUUUCGAACAACAAACUUACGGGUGACGUCCCAGUGAAUGGAUCCUUCUCUCUGUUUACACCUAUCAGUUUUGGUGGUAACAACCUCAAUGCUCUGCCAGUGACACCUCCACCUCCUAUUUCUCCAACACCCCCAGCUUCUGCUUCAGCAGCUAGUGCUACUGGCGCUAUCGCUGGAGGAGUUGCAGCUGGUGCUGCUCUGCUGUUUGCUGCCCCUGCAAUCGCUCUUGCUUGGUGGAGGAGAAGGAAACCUCAGGACCAUUUCUUCGAUGUACCAGCGGAGGAGGAUCCUGAAGUCCAUUUGGGACAAAUUAAGAGAUUCUCGCUACGUGAACUGCAAGUUGCGACGGAUAACUUCGGCCACAAAAAUAUUCUUGGUAGGGGAGGAUUUGGUAAGGUCUACAAAGGACGAUUGGCAGAUGGGUCACUUGUGGCCGUGAAAAGAUUGAAAGAAGAACGCACACAAGGAGGAGAAUUGCAGUUCCAAACAGAAGUGGAACUGAUAAGUAUGGCUGUUCAUCGGAACUUGCUCCGUUUGCGUGGCUUUUGCAUGACUCCAACUGAACGUUUGUUGGUAUAUCCCUACAUGGCUAAUGGCAGUGUAGCUUCCUGUUUAAGAGAGCGCGCUGAUGCACAACCCCCCCUUAGCUGGCCCAAUCGGAAGCGAAUUGCAUUGGGAGCAGCAAGGGGGCUUGCAUACUUGCAUGACCACUGUGACCCGAAGAUUAUUCACCGAGAUGUGAAAGCCGCGAACAUAUUGUUGGAUGAGGAGUUUGAGGCUGUGGUCGGAGAUUUCGGUUUAGCCAAACUCAUGGACUAUAAGGAUACUCACGUUACUACUGCUGUUCGUGGAACAAUUGGGCACAUAGCCCCAGAAUACCUUUCAACAGGGAAGUCUUCUGAGAAGACGGAUGUUUUUGGGUACGGGGUGAUGCUUCUUGAGCUCAUAACAGGGCAGAGGGCGUUUGAUCUCGCUCGGCUUGCAAACGAUGAUGAUGUCAUGCUACUUGACUGGGUGAAAGGGCUUCUGAAAGAAAAGAAGCUUGAGACCCUGGUUGACGCUGAUCUCCAAGGGAACUACAUCGAAGACGAGGUCGAGCAGCUGAUCCAGGUAGCCCUGCUGUGCACACAGAGCAACCCGAUGGAGAGGCCCAGGAUGUCUGAAGUAGUCAGGAUGCUUGAAGGAGACGGCCUAGCGGAGAGAUGGGAGGAGUGGCAGAAGGAGGAGAUGUUCCGACGAGACUUCAACCACACCCACCACCCACACGCGGAUUGGAUCGUGGGGGUGCCUGACUCCACCUCCCAUCUCCGGCCAGAUGAGUUGUCGGGCCCAAGAUGAUCCUGCUAAAUGGGGCCCCAAAGAGUCAAACCGAGAAUGGUAAUUCUUACCCAGAUCCAGUCUAUCCAAAUUGUAACCAGUAGAUCAUCGGGAUCUUCAAGGAAAUACAACAGAUUUGUGCCUCAGACUAAGUCUAGGUUGGAAUUCGUGCCGGCGGUGGCCGUGUUGUAGCUUACCGGGACUAUAACAUUUGUGCAUAUGAUUUUUCUUUUUCCUUCUUUUCCUUUUUUAUUUAUUUUUUAUUCCUGCCUAUAUGUCGUAUUUGGAUUGGCUCUAGUGGGUUUUUUGUUUUCCUCUUAAUAGGAUCUUUUUUUUUUCCCCCUAUUUUUCCUGUCAUUGAAAAACAUUCGAGGGGUUAGACUCAAGAAACAGAAGAGGGCUGUGGGAAGCAACUAAUUUUCCUUUGUCAUGUAUGUUGUUAUGCGUCCGUUAGUCAUUUUUAUGUAUCCAAAAGGUUUACUUGAGAUAAUGUAAGACAAAUAAUAUUGUUCCCGGUGAUGUUAAAA
Punica granatum (pomegranate) is the source of this 2813-nucleotide messenger RNA. NCBI's taxonomy places the organism in Eukaryota, Viridiplantae, Streptophyta, Magnoliopsida, Myrtales, Lythraceae. The record is from RefSeq and is a predicted model, not a curated record.